This is a messenger RNA of Cyclopterus lumpus (lumpfish), 2291 nucleotides long. RefSeq names its product glucuronokinase with putative uridyl pyrophosphorylase (gene gkup). The record is from RefSeq and is a predicted model, not a curated record. Gene Ontology annotation, biological process: biosynthetic process. Gene Ontology annotation, molecular function: glucuronokinase activity; ATP binding. The transcript has 23 exons. NCBI's taxonomy places the organism in Eukaryota, Metazoa, Chordata, Actinopteri, Perciformes, Cyclopteridae. Bases 88 to 1947 code for a protein of 619 amino acids.
CCUCGUACACGCGCGUACCUUGCUGGACUGUGCGCGUGACCGCUGCUGGUUCUGUAGGAAGGAGCCGAGGAGCUCGCGAGUGUCCCGAUGAUCUGCAUCCUGCUGGUCGCCGGUCACGGCACCGUGCUGGAGACACAGAUAAAGAAUGACGACACCGGACUCUACAGCCACCUGGCCGGCGUGCCGAAGGCGCUGCUGCCCGGCAACGGGGGCAAGAAGAUCCUCGACUUCUGGUGGGAGGCGGUCAACAUGCGACAGCUGUUCACUGAAGUGUACCUGGUCACCAACGCAGACAAGUUUAAGUACUACGAGCGUUGGGCCACGGCCAACGACUUCCCGCUGGAGAACGUGGUGAACGAUGGCAGCACCACGCUGGAGGACCGCCUGGGCGCCGUGGCCGACCUGGAGCUCGCCAUACGCAGCCGCAAGCUGCAGGACGACGUCAUGGUGAUCGCAGGAGACAUGCUGUGUGCAGACCAGAACUUUGACAUCGCUCAGGUUAUCCGCUUCUUCAGGUCCGAGCCCGGAGAGCUGAUCAUCUACUACGAGCUGGAGGAAAGUGAGAAGAGCAGCUCCAGAGGCAACGUGGAGGUUUGCAGGGAGACCCACAGGAUAACUCGCUUCCUGGAGAAACCACACGAAGGUCUGACAGCAUCCCGGCUCGCCAGCGUGGUGUUCUACUGCAUCCAGAGAGAAACCCUGACCCAGCUGUCGGACUUCCUCAAGCUGCAGACCCGAGCCACAGACCGGUCCUUCGGUCGAUUCUGGGAGUGGCUCAUCAACGAGAAGCAGCUCGAUGUGUUUGGGAUGAAGCUUCCUACCGGCUUCCAGCUCAUUGGACAAGUGGGCCUGUCGGACUACACCAGGUGGCUCAGCCACUACUCCACCAAGCAGCAAGACGCCUCCUCCAAGCCCAUCACGUGCAGGUCGUUCGCCAGGGUCGGGUUGAUGGGGAACCCCUCCGACGGCUUCAACGGGAAAACCAUCGCCAUGUCCAUCUGUAACUUCUGGGCCGAGGUCACGCUGCUGGAGAGCCAGACGUUGGUGUUGCUCCCUCAUCCGCUCAACGACCCCACCGAGUUUGGAAGCUUGCAAGACCUGUUCUGCAUCAGCAGGAAGGAAGGAUACCUGGGAGGGUUGCGGUUGCUGCAGGCCACCUGCAAGAAGUUCUACCAGUUCUGCUCCAAACAAGGCCUCGCGUUGACGAAGCAGAACUUCACCCUGAAGUACGACACCAACAUUCCUCGGCAGGUGGGCCUCGCCGGAAGCAGCGCCAUCGUCUCCGCGACCCUGAAGUGUCUCAUGAAGUUCUACAACAUCACAGACGACGAUCUCCCAAAGUCGAUCCGAGCCAACUUCAUCCUCAACGUGGAGACGGAGGAGCUCUUCAUCACAGCUGGUCUCCAGGACCGAGUGGUUCAGGUCUACGAGGGUUUAGUCUACAUGGAUUUCAGCAAGAAGCUGAUGGAGGAGCAGGGCUACGGGAGCUACCUGUCUCUGGACAUGGGUGGGCUGCCCCCCUUCUGGCUGGCCUACCUGAGCGACCCCAGUGACUCUGGACGCAUCCACAGCAACAUCAGGCUGCGCUGGCUCAACGGAGAGCCGCUGGUCGUCGAGGCCAUGAAGACUUUCGCUGAGCUCACGGAUCAAGCGAGGGCGGCUCUUCAGGACAGAGACUGGCAGCGUCUGGCACAACUGAUGGACCAGAACUUUGAUCUGCGGAGGUCCGUCUACACGGAUGAGUGUCUGGGUCCUGGGAAUCUCAAGAUGGUUCAGCUGGCGAAGCAGUUUGGCUCGGCGGUGAAGCUCCCGGGCAGCGGGGGGGCAGUGGUGGGUCUCUGCCUGGAUGAAGCCAGACUGGUGGAGAUGAGGCAGGCUUUCCAGGAGGCCGGCUGUGUGUUCUGCAUCAUCGCGCCCUACGACCCGUCUGCCGGCGGCCGGCGCUGAGCUCGACGCUCCUGGAGGUCAAACUGGGGUCAUCGGUUGGUCAUAGUGUGACGUCACUGUCGUCUCAUUGGUCGGUUAUGAGAAAUUAAAUGAAUCAUAAACUAUCAGGGGUUCUAAAAAAUGUAUUUGGUGAAGGUUUGUGUGAUUUAAAUGAUCACAUUAAUCAGAUAAUUAAAAAAAAAGAAAGUUUUUAUAAGAUUAUAUGAGAUUUAUUACAUUUAUGAAUUAAACCGUGAAGAUUUUAUUGAGCCUCCCGCCCACUGAUGAAAGUAAUGCAAUAUAUAUACAUACAUAUAUAUAUAUAUAUGUAUAGUGUGUGUGUGUAUAUAUAUAUGUGUGUAUAU